Leptopilina heterotoma is the source of this 1772-nucleotide messenger RNA. RefSeq names its product isocitrate dehydrogenase [NADP] cytoplasmic (gene Idh). Gene Ontology annotation, cellular component: cytosol; peroxisome; mitochondrion. The record is from RefSeq and is a predicted model, not a curated record. Bases 243 to 1658 code for a protein of 471 amino acids. Gene Ontology annotation, molecular function: isocitrate dehydrogenase (NADP+) activity; NAD binding; magnesium ion binding. Gene Ontology annotation, biological process: isocitrate metabolic process. The transcript has 3 exons. Lineage: Eukaryota; Metazoa; Arthropoda; Insecta; Hymenoptera; Figitidae.
AAAUUUGAUAAACUCAAUCUAUUUGUUGUUCUAAAAAUAUAACUAUUAAAAAUUUUUGUUGAAAUUUUUUUAUUUUGUUGUACAUAUUAUUGUUAUUUAAGUCAAUGACCUAAAAAGAGCGGAAGAGAGGUUAGAAAAGUCAAGAUUGAUCGAAGAAGAACUGUUGUAGUUGUAGUUGCAUUUGUGUUGGAGGUGAAAGUACACCGUAAAGUACACGUUGUCUGAAGUUGCCAACCACUGACAUGUCUGUGCCCCACCUUUUUUUUCGAGUGAAUACGGGUUUGUCGAGAAGUGCACCUCUUCUACAAUUUGUUAAUAGCACUGUCACUUUAGCAACGCAGACAAGUUUUCAGCCGCCCGUCAACAAUUAUAAUUCAUAUUUUCCAUCACAAGAAUAUUCAUUUGUUAGAAAUUUUAGUACUUCUACUGCAAUGGCAAAAAUAAAGGCUGGUCCCGUUGUUGAUAUUUUGGGAGAUGAGAUGACCAGAAUUAUUUGGGACUCCAUUAAGGAGAAAUUAAUCCUUCCUUACUUGGACAUCGAACUUCAUACGUACGACUUAGGAAUAGAACAUCGUGAUAAAACUGACGAUAAGGUGACCGUAGAAUGCGCCGAUGCAAUAAAAAAAUACAACGUCGGUAUCAAGUGUGCCACCAUAACACCUGACGAAAACAGAGUUGUAGAAUUCAAACUUAAGCAAAUGUGGAAGAGUCCAAAUGGAACGAUCAGAAAUAUUCUCGGUGGUACCGUAUUCCGUGAGGCAAUUAUUUGCAAAAAUAUUCCCAGACUAGUCACUGGUUGGAAUGAUCCGAUUAUUAUUGGAAGGCACGCUCAUGGAGAUCAGUACAAGGCGACCGAUUUUCUCGUACCUGGUCCGGGAAAAUUGCAAAUUACCUGGACUGGUGAGAAUGGACAAAAAAUCGAACACCUUGUUUACGAUUUCAAGUCGUCGGGUAUUGCUCAAGCCAUGUACAAUACUGACGAGAGUAUUAGAGACUUUGCUCGCAGUUCCUUAGAGUACGCUUUAGCGAGAAAGUAUCCUCUCUAUCUUUCUACAAAGAACACUAUUCUCAAAAAGUACGAUGGUAGAUUCAAGGACAUUUUCCAGGAAAUUUAUGAUAAAAACUACAAAUCAAAAUACGAAGCUGAGAAUAUCUGGUACGAACAUCGAUUAAUUGACGACAUGGUGGCUUACGCAAUGAAAUCAAACGGUGGAUUUGUCUGGGCCUGUAAAAAUUACGACGGAGAUGUUCAAUCAGACUCUGUAGCUCAAGGUUAUGGAUCUUUGGGUCUCAUGACCUCAGUUUUGGUCUGUCCCGAUGGUCGCACGGUGGAGGCUGAAGCUGCUCAUGGAACGGUGACUCGUCACUAUCGUCAGCAUCAACAAGGAAAGGAAACUUCCACAAAUCCAAUUGCUUCAAUCUUUGCUUGGACGAGAGGUUUGCUCCAUAGAGCAAAACUCGAUAACAAUGAUAAAUUGAAGCAUUUUGCCGAAACUUUGGAGAAGGUUUGCGUCGACACAAUCGAAUCUGGCAGUAUGACGAAAGAUCUUGCAAUUUGUAUCAAGGGAAUGAAUGGAGUUAAGAGAUCUGAUUAUUUGGAAACUUUUGAAUUUAUGGACAAAUUGGCAGAAAAUUUGAAGAAAAGCCUCAAAGCAUGACUUCAUAACAUUCCAACUUCAUCAAUACAGUCUAAAUAUUGAUAAUUUUUUAUGGACGCAAUAACUUUUCGUAUAAUUGUAAUAAUACUGACUAUAAAAAGAGAAAUACGUAUA